Messenger RNA from Paramecium tetraurelia, 960 nucleotides. RefSeq lists its product as uncharacterized. The transcript is spliced from 2 exons. Lineage: Eukaryota; Ciliophora; Oligohymenophorea; Peniculida; Parameciidae. The record is from RefSeq and is a predicted model, not a curated record.
AUGAUACUUUCUAGAAAUUAUGAAAGCAAUAGUAAUCUCACAUCAUAAAAUAGUGAACUUCUGUGUUCAUAAACACUAUUACCUUAACAAAGUCUAUGCUUGAAUAAAUUAAAUCAAACUGAAUCUCCAUUAAAAAGAAUGAGAACGCUGAUAAAUCUAAGAAUCAAAGAUAAAGAAACAAUAAUAAAUAGAAUAUGUAAGAGUUUUGAAUUAAGAAAUGUGAGGAAUACUAAAAAAUAAUAAUAAAGAAGAAAAAGUGGUUCGGAGCAACUAUCCUAAAAGUAGCUACAUCUAGACUAUUAGUAUCCUAAGACAAUCGUUAAACAUUAAGAAGUUGUAACCAAUGAGCUACAAAGGACUAAAGAAAGAAAACGGACUGUAUUAAAGAGAAUGUCUAGCAUUCUCCUCAAGCAUCAAACCACGAUUCGCAAUAUUAACAACCAAGGGAAUUAGAAAGAUAGCGAAGUGCAGUUACUCAUACUAUAAUAACAAUAAUAAGGAAAUGAUGAACCCAAUGUUCCUUAGUCUCAAGAAGUGAAAAAACAAAAACUAAGAUCUUUUGUCUUAGAACCUGAACAAUCUAAAGUAGUCUUAGAUGUUUCUCGAAAAUCCAAAAAGCCAUUCGCUUCUAUCCAAACUUACAUAAACGAAAAAGCAACUAUGUAAGCGAAAGAACAAACAAUGAAUCCAAAUAAUAUUGUGAAUUAAACAAAUCCAUUCAUGAGCUUCGCAGGUUUUUAGAGUCUCACUGAAAUGAAUGGAUUAAUCUAAAAUAAAUCACUAAUUAAUUUAGGAAGGUAUCAAGUAAUCAAACCUACAUAUCCUCUACCAAAAAUUAAAAUGAUUUGUUCAGCCAGGAAUAAUUGCUCAUUGCUUGAUACAAAUUUCCUGAAACAAAAGAAACCGUAUAUUAAUAAUGGAAACACUUAGAGGAAAUAGAGGAUUUCAACAAAUUCAUGA